Messenger RNA from Diachasmimorpha longicaudata, 1145 nucleotides. It is a transcript of the gene CBP, whose product is annotated as sarcoplasmic calcium-binding protein. The coding region runs from base 74 to 856 and encodes 260 amino acids. Lineage: Eukaryota; Metazoa; Arthropoda; Insecta; Hymenoptera; Braconidae. Gene Ontology annotation, molecular function: calcium ion binding. Gene Ontology annotation, cellular component: uniplex complex. The transcript is spliced from 5 exons. The record is from RefSeq and is a predicted model, not a curated record. Gene Ontology annotation, biological process: mitochondrial calcium ion homeostasis; calcium import into the mitochondrion.
AUGUUUAUGUUUAGUACCGAGCGAAAAUUCAACGAGAAUUCACACUGACUUUGCGAAAAAUAAUUAUAAACAAAUGGCAACGACAUUGCUGAGGAUGGGAUUGCGAGCGGCGGUGUCGAAGGGAGUGAAUUUUGAACGAAGGAUCAUUCCCGCCGUCAAUACCGGUGCAUUAUUGGGAGGAGAGAGGCUGGCCAAGUGGCAACGAUAUGAGAUUGCCAGAGCAAUGUCAGGCAAGAGGAAUGUUCACCACAGGCCACAGACAUCAGCAUCUGUCGAAGCGGAGAGUGAUGAUGACAGCGAUUCCGAGACCGAGUCCAGGGGCUCUUCUCCAUUCUGGCGAAGGAAGAUGCGAACUCUUCACAGCCAUUUGGAUGUAAAUAAGGACGGUGUUAUCAGUUAUGAAGACUUCAUGCUGUUGGCUGAGAGAUUCGCCGAUUUGGGUCAUUUGACGCCAGAUGCCAAGAAAGAAUUCCAGAAAGUUUUGAGCGACAUGUGGGAAGAGCAGUGGGGGGAAAUAAGUCCCUACAAUCUCGUUGGUAUUGAGCAGUACUUGGAGGAGAUGAAUCGCGUUGUGAAUGACUGCUCACUGAAGAGGAAGUGUCAUAAUUUCCUUCCCUUUUUAUUCAAGGCUGUUGAUUACGACCAUAAUGGCGUAAUAACAGUUGAAGAGUUUAAACUCUUCUUCCGAUGCCUUGACUUGGGAAAUGACCACGCUGUAGUUGCGUUUACAUUCAUUGAUACAAAUGAGGAUGGAAAUAUCUCCCUGGAAGAAUUUGUAUCACUAGGGCGAGACUUCUUCAUCACUGAAGAUCAGAGCAAGCCAAGCAAACAUUUCUGGGGACCACUCGUCGACUAAACCGUCCAAGUGGUUGACGAAAACAAAAAUAUUGUGAUAAUUUAAUUACAGACAUCGUCAUUUUUUCAUCUCUACUCAUUGAUGUUUUCCCAUUAAAAUGUAAGGAUAUCAUUUACGGUGAUUCGGCGUAGAAAAUCACUAGAAUAUUUUAUCGAUCAUUAAAUGCACUCAUUAAAUAGGAUAAGGUAGUUAUAAUGUCAUAGUAAUAGAAUUUUUUUUAAUACUUUUUAAUGUAAAAAUGAUGAACUUUUCAUUUACAAUAAAGAUUUCUAGUUUUAUAGAAUUAAAA